CCGUUAUCACCUCAUAAAACACAUGUUGUCAUGUUCAGGUGUUCCAACCAUCUUAGGUUCAAUUGGUUUUGAAAACAUUAAAUUAUAACUGGUCGUUUUGAUUUAUGAUUGUUAAACAUUUAAUCAGGUAUUUGGCUUACAAUUCUCUUAAAAUAGAAUCAUACUUGCUGGUCAUUUAUUUAUUUUUGCUCUUACUUUCUUUUUUGCUAUUACAUGUCUAUGGUUGAUUGCUUUAUACUCCGACCUUGUCACAAUGCCAAUUCUGAAUUUUUUUUUGCUCUUACUCAACCAUGUCUGUUAGCCCUCUAGAUCCAAAUAGACCCAUAUUGCUCUUUAUAAGGUCCGGCUCGUAAAUCAAAACAUGUUGAAUGAUGUGUUUUCGUCUAGCUCAAGAGUAUUCCUUCUUUGGGAAAGCUAGAGCAUCUAAUUUCUAUCAUUUGGUAUCAGGAAGAGAUUGUUCAUAAUGGAACCUAUACAAAACAAUGAAGGUCGUACGCCAUUUGCAGACUUGACAAACUCCAUUAAUGGAGCUGUUCAUACAACAUCAAAUUCACAAGUGCAAGCUGAUGAACGUGUGCAACGUAAAAGGGAAAGAGAAAAGGCAAGACAUGCAACAAUGACUCAAGAACAAAGGGAUGAAAAAAAUAAAAAACGUAGAGAAAAAUAUCAUCAAAAAAAGGCAGAAACUUCACUAGCUGCUGGGUCCAGAGAUGGAUUUAAAUCAACCACGGAAAACACCAAUGGCUAUGAAGAUAGUGACUGGCUACAUCGAGACAAUUCAUAUAAACCCAUGCCGAGUGAUAAAGAAAACACAUAUAAUUACUCCGAUAGAUGUGUAGAUCAAAGUGGCAUGCUUGACUUGACUGUUGCAUCACCUGAUCUAAACCCAGGUGUUGUCAAUACAUCCAGUCCCAUCAAGGACAUUGUCACGUGUCUAAAAGAGCGUAAGCGCGAGCUAGAUAGAGCACGAAGGGCUGCAAUGUCUCCUGAACAAAAGGUGCUAAUAAAUAAGAGACGACGUGACUCGUAUGCGGCAAAAAAUGCACGGAUAGCCGCUGCAAGAAAACUGCAAAUGACUCCACAAGAAAAGAAGGAGAAACGAAAAGAGAGCAAGAAAAACUACAAUAGGAUGGUGAGGGAAAACCGGUCCAACAAUUUGCAUCCGGACUCAAUUGCUAUGGAGAGCCCUCACUUCAACCCUCAAAUUGUUUUCCCUGCUUCACCUCAAUCGCCUGAAGCGCCUUUAGAUGAUAUGGAAAUACCUGAAUUCGGUGGCACGCCUGUCCACAUUGCACCAACUGUAGUUCAAAAUCCAGAAGUCGAGACCCCUGAAUUGGUAGCGGCACAGACCAUACAUAGACAUCGAGUGACCAAUGGCGAGAGAAAUGCCCUUCUAUCCCGUCGCAAUCGGGUUUUUGAAGCAAACAUUGGAGGAAGGGCUAGAGGGUGUGCGGAUGGAAAAUGCAACGAUUCGAACGGACUGACUCAACCGAGUGUUGUUUGCAACGAUGGUGUCACCCAACAAACUCCAAUUCAAGCACCUAAUAAUUGUAUAGGCACACAAACACAACCGUCUGUAGCUGACGGUACCUCUUCAAUGCCUCCAUAUAGUGCACAAGAUCAUACAUCAGACUCUAUGGUCGAGGAUGACUAUGACGAAGAUGUCAUAUUUGAGGAGGACGAGGAAGAGGAUGAGGCAUACUUUUUCGCCGGUCAAGAAGACGAGGAUGAGGGAACCGAUGUCGACACAUAUGAGCAAGAGAAUCAUGAGCCUGAUGUCCCAGAUCCAUAUGACCGGGUCUAUGCUAAUGUCCCAUCAGAGUCGCACAUGUUACCCUCGGUGCCGAACUGCAAGCACUGUAACGCAAAGAAAUUUGAUGGCGAACCCCCCGGAUUCUGUUGUAGGGGUGGAAAGAUUCAUCUUUCAAGUCCUGAGACACCACCAGAGCUCAUGAGGUUGUGGUCAAGCUCGGACGCUGAUGCUAGGCACUUUCGUGCAAACAUCAGAUACUUCAACGGCCACUUCUCUUUCACGUCUUUGUACUGCCACCUAGAUCGUAUCACCACUAACAUGCGAAUCUGUGGUGUCUACACAUUUCGUGCCCAUGGUCAGAUUUACCAUAACAUACGAUCAUUUGGUAAAGAGGAGGGUGUCGAAAAAAGACACCUCGAACUUUAUUUUUAUGAUGACGACCCAUCCCUCGAGCAUCGCAUGAGCAAGUGUCGUGAGCAAUGCGCCCAAAAAGAUAGAGAAGUUAUACAACAAUUGGUUGGGAUCCUUGAAGGGAAUCCUUACUCUCAGCAACUAAGGAGUAUGGGUCAUGUUGAAAACCUCGAGGAUUACCGAGUUGAGCUGAACCUUGACCAACGCCUUGAUCAAAGAACAUAUAAUGUGCCGUUGACAUCAGAGGUGGCCGCCGUAUGGGUUGAGGGUAGUGAGCGUCAUGGCCAAUUCGAGCAUAGUGUUCUCCUCCAAGGGAAGGAUCGGUCUAUACAUGGCAUCCGCUCAUAUAAUGCAUGCUACGACUCACUAUCAUACCCGUUGUUCUUUCCAAAGGGUGAGCUCGGGUGGCACAAUUGCAUUCCAAAAGUGGGUGUAACUAUGGCUCAAAUUGAUCGAGCUCGAGCAACCCGUAAAAGGCGUGCUGAGAAUGGUGACGACGAUGGAGGUAAAUUGAUCUUUUUUCAAUUAUGCAAAGUAAACUCUUUCUGCAAACUCAUGAUACUAAUUCAAACAAUGUCUCUCUGUAGAACCUGUUUCAAAUACAUGUGUCUCAGUACGCGACUACUAUUGCUACAAGUUUCAGAUGCGGCCAGGGAUAUUUAAUCCUAUACUCUAUGGCCGACGCCUUUUCCAGCAGUUUGCCGUCGACACCUAUAUCAAGAUUGAGAGCUCACGUUUAGACUACAUGAGGAACAAUCAGGAUACAUUGAGGGCUGACCUAUACCAAGGCCUCGUGGAUAGCAUGCAUUCGGGUGAAGGGUCUGCUGAGAAUGUUGGACGGCGUACUGUGUUGUCUUCGUCAUUCAUCGGAGGACCCCGUGACAUGAGGCGUCGAUACAUGGAUGCAAUGGCUCUGGUUCGAAAGUAUGGUAAACCUGAUAUCUUUCUCACAAUGACAUGCAACCCUAAUUGGGAUGAGAUCAAGAAUGAACUUUACCCAGGCCAGACACCACAGGACCGCCCAGAUCUCGUCACACGGGUCUUCAGAGCAAAGUUGGAUGCAAUGAGAAAAAUGUUGAUGGAAAAAGACAUACUUGGUAAGGUGAAGGCCUACGUAUAUGUAGUAGAGUUCCAAAAGAGGGGAUUGCCGCAUGCACACUUCUUGCUAAUAAUGGAACGAAAGUACAAGCUCA
Molecule: messenger RNA, 3357 nt
Organism: Sorghum bicolor (sorghum)
Lineage: Eukaryota; Viridiplantae; Streptophyta; Magnoliopsida; Poales; Poaceae
Exons: 8
Coding region: 464-2827 (787 amino acids)
Source: RefSeq, a predicted model, not a curated record